This is a messenger RNA of Amoebophrya sp. A25, 5272 nucleotides long. The record is from the annotation of a GenBank genome assembly. NCBI's taxonomy places the organism in Eukaryota, Dinophyceae, Syndiniales, Amoebophryaceae.
GAACAAAAGGCCUGCUUCCCAUAGGCAUCCCACACUACGUGAGGAUACAAGUACAAGAGUACUAGAUGUAGUUGCACCAGUUCUUGUUGUUGUAUUAGACUUUAGUUGUACACCUACAACACCAGCACAUCAAGAUCAACUUCAACAGUACCAGCAGCUUCACUAUACUGUAAGUAUGAAUUUAGAUUUUGAUUUACCUCCUUGAUGUUGUUACCCUCGGGCGAGAGUAUUAUGAUUAACAUUAAGCACUUCUAGAACAAAAAAUGCCCGUGAAGGACGAUCUUUUGGCUGCCCUGGAGGUCCAGGAGUCCGGCAAUGUGGACACUUUGCGGAAACAAUUUCAGCAGCUGAUGCUUGGAGCGGAUCAGGCCCUAUGCUUCGACGGACAACAACUUCAUGUCUUGGAUCUAGAGUUGGGACACUUUGUUGACUUCGAGAACGAGGAAGGAUCCGUGGCAGCGGCGCCAGGCAAUGAUGAUGAUGCACAGCGACUAUCCUUCGUCCGCGACUUCAAUAGGAAAGUAGCGGAAAACUUCGAUCUGAAUGCGGCGAGAAAUAAUAAGGGAGAAGGUGCCGAUGGCGAUGCCGAACAAGAUGAACCUCCAGCGAAGAUGCCGCUUCUCUUCGAGGAUGUUGAAGAUACAUUUGAGCUUUUGCGGAUCCAGGCACUGCCAGUGUUGCCACAGUUAAGGCUCAUGACUUCGCUUCAAGAAAUGAGUAAUAUCAUACAUAGCUUUCCUUAGCACGAAGCUGGACUAUGUAUGAGUAGAGUUUUGCAGAUGAAAACGUCUGAAGCUUGAUAGGCAUCAAGUAGAUGAAUAUCAAUUGAAACCCUUCGCCUUCCCUCUGAUGUAGCCUUAAUACUAGUCACUACCCGAAAGAAACAUCUCUAAUUCCUCGUGCCGACACGCCGUGGGUGUAUCCUGGACGGCCUGGACGCGUCUCGAGCUUAAAUAUUCGACACUAUCUCGAGAGUUGCCGCGCGAAGAACCUGAAAGAAGACCGCAAUCCCUUCGAAGGCUCGUCUAAGUCUGGAGAGAACGGAGACCAGGGAACAUCUAAGCGUAGAAGUUCCGCUAUACUAGGCAACAAGCGUAGAAGUUCUACUACUGGUGUCGGUGGUACUUCCGGAGUAGAUGAUAAAAACCGACAUCAAAAGCUGGAAAGUGGAGCCACAACCGCAGGUGGCCAUGGUUCUCCGCGUGUAAAACAACGUAGGAAGUCAGUGGAUGUUGCGAUUGCGGAAGCGCUAGGCCAAGAUAUCUUGAUCAACCUCGAUGACGAUGAUGACGAUAUCGAUGAUGCGCAUGAAGAUUAUGGCUGGAAAAAUAGUAGGAAUGUCGAUCUUCCUCGUCUUCUUCUACACAGCGAGACUCUAGUGUUACCUGCUCAGCUCUGCCACUCAUCUUACGGUCACGCUUUCACGUUACUAAUAAAAGGACGAGGAUAUAGAUAUUGCCCCAGCCCCCACCCUCUUCUAAGUACUAGGCCCAAAGAGGAAAAAGCCUGGUGGGGAUCGACAGAAGAAAGAAGCAGAUCGGAAAGUUGAGGAGGAAUUUCAAGUAGGCAAGAAUUCGGAAAUGCAGUUUGUGCAGUAUUCACAAAGCCUGGCUCUCAAAGCCUUACCGCAUCCGUCGCCUGUAUCUGAACCUUUGGCCAUAGCAAACGUCAGUUUGCCAAGGGUACAAAUAGCACUUCGAAGAACAAGAUUUCUUUUGUGAUGAAGAUUGAGUCACGUUUUUUGAAAUUGAAGUACUACAAGGGCCAUGAUUUGAUUUUUAUUAUUUUUUUUCCCUUAAAGGCAAAGGGGCGCUUUCGUCUCUGGCAAGGGACAGACGGAGUAACUACUUCAGCAUAUUAUCUUGAUCGCCUUCCAUCUAGAAGUACAUCCAGCAACUCCAUCCCUUCCUCUCUGCUAUUGUCUUCCACGGUCCACAGGUGCGUCCUUCCUUCGAGCUACGUAUACCGUGGAUCCUGAUUGAAAGAGGGUUACUCAGUUCACAACAGUUGGAGACCAUUACCUUUGCAGCGAUGCGACUGGAUGAUGCGCGAAGCGCACGCAAGUGUCCGAGAAUGAACGCUUACCUUCUGGGGGACGGUACGGGCUGUGGAAAGGGGCGCGUGAUUUCAGCACUGAUUAUCCAUAAUUGGCACCUGGGGAUUAAAAGGCACUACACGUUUCUAGUGAUUCAAUUAUUGUCUCAGUUCGAAAGGAAUGACGCAAACAGAAAGUGAACGAUGGGUGCACCGAAGUCUUUUCCCUUGGAUCUAAUCUGAGAGACUAGCCAUUCUAUCAUUUUUUUCAGGCACAUCUGGGUCUCCGCCACAGCGCAGUUGCUAGAGGACGCGCGUAGAGAUUUGCGCGAUUUAGAGCAUGGGCAUAUUCCGGUGAUGUCGUUACCAGAGUGGAUUGAUCGACUACAGCGCAACAAUCCCAUACACAAGGACUUGGGCGCGGUCAUUCGCAAGAAAUGCUCGUUUGAUAUUACGAUUGGUGGUUCAGCUCGAGCUCGUGCUGAGACUAAAAAUGGAAUUGCAAAUGAGCCUUCAUCUUUCUAGUUUCAUUUGCGGUCGCGAUCAUUAGCACUAACAGGUGGUCUAACUAGUCGGUGUUGAAUCUUCCAGUUCCAUCCUCUUCUAAUACCGAAUUGCGAAAGGGUGAGCGCUGUCCGCUUUUGGAUACGUUGGAUUUUGAGGGAAUUGACGGCAUCGUUUUUCUCACGUACAAUAAGCUAGCUAGAUUAAGGCUUCACUUAGAAUCCGUCUUUUUUUGUUCCAUCCAUCGAUCUGUAGGUGUACUAGGCUGUAAUAUUCAAGUUGUAAGUAAGAAGAAAAAUGGACUACACAAUCACAGAUGGGGGAAAAGAUGGAUCAUUUGUAGUGAGUUCUAAGUAGAGACGUGAAGAAAGAGGUCGUCCCUUUGCUGCAUUGGUUCACUCAGGGAGAGGCCGCGGAUUUCGUCGGAGAAGUGAAGUCCAUCACCGGUGGAGAAGUUUUACCAGGGGCUGACAUCUCUUCCAUGAACAGCAAGAACAAUGCGUUUAAUGAGAACAAGCGGAGGCGGGUUAUGGAAGAGCUGUCUCCAGGUGGCAUGCGAGAAGAACUUGCACUCUGUGAAAGCGACGACUUGUUUGAGGAUGGUGUUGGUGCUGGUGGUGGAGGUAAGAAGAGUAAAAAGAAUAAGAACACAACUAAUAGGGCUCAGAGCAAUGCUCAAAUAGCCCAAAGAAGGACCAAGCGCGGGCCUUUGCCAGGUCUAGGAAUUCUUGCUUUUGAUGAGGCGCACAAAGCAAAGCAUCUUGUGGUGAAGAAAAAGCGAGAUGGCUCAACACAUACUGCCGGAAGCAGCAAAAUCGGUCUCGCAGUCCGUGACUGGCAAGAGCUCUAUUGUCGAAAUGCCAAAGUCGUCUAUGCUUCCGCGACUGCCGCAACCGAAGUCGCAAACAUGGGGUACAUGAGCCGCCUCGGUCUCUGGGGUGAGGGCAAAGUUUUCAAGACCUUCAACGAAUUUUCGCAGAGCAUUUCGUCCGGUGGCGUUACGGCUAUGGAAGUAGUAGCGAUUAACUUAAAAGCGUAUGGCGUGAUGAGCUGUCGAGGGUUGUCGUAUUGCGGGUGCGAAUUCUCCCAGAUUCCUAUGGAACUAACUGAUGCACACCAAAAGGUCUACGACAGCUGUAGUGAGCUGGUGCGAAUGAUGAAGGAGGAAUUUGCGUACUUUUUGACGGAACCGGAAAUCAAAGCGCUCUACACCGUUGCGGUGACAAAAGUUGGUAAGUACCUAUGUAAGUACUCAUGCUUUCCACGAACUCCACUUGAUUUAAGUCGAAGAUGCUAACUGUUGCAUUUCGCGCACACUCAACAUCUACUUGACUCAUAGCAUUAUACGCAAGUCAUACGUCAUGACACAAUGUGGAUAAAUUUCUACCACCAGGUCGCAAAGGCGAUGUCGACGACCUAAUGGAUUUAGACACUGACGAGGAGUCUGAGGCCGAGAGUGAUACUGCUGUCCGACGCGGUGCAGGCCGAGCGAAGGCCAAAGCCAAAUCCCGAGCUGCCGGUGGAAAGAGGAACAAGAAUAGUCCAGAUGUUGAGCCUGCUUUACCGGGAAGGGAAAAGGCAACGCGUGAGCUGUGGCGUCAGUUCUGGUCCUUUCAGCAACGAUUUUACAAGCACUUGCUGGUUUGUUUCAAGGUUAGCAAAACUGUCGACUUGAUCGACGAAGCAAUGGCUGCGAAUGAGCAAGUCGUGGUAUCGCUGUGGACGACCGGCGAAAGUAGAAUUCAGGACUACCUGAACGGAGGUGAUGGCGGUGACGAAGAUGGCGUGAAGAAAUCUGAGAUCGAGUUGCUGAAUGCUAACGUUCCUUCUUCUAGUAGUUCUAGGAACAACCACAACAGAGCAGGAUGCGCAGAUGACAAUAGUCCGGACGUUGCGGAGUUGCUGUCUGGUCCCAGACUAGCCUUAGACUACGCGCUGGAUACUUUUUUUCUUGUGCCGCCGUUUCACUAUGAGGCGAAGACGCGGAAGGAGCGCUUGAAGAAGAAACUAGACGACUUUGCGCACUUGUUGCCAGCAAAUGCCCUAGAUCAUUUAAUCGAGAAGUGUGGCGGGCCGGCCAAAGUAGCGGAGAUAAGUGGACGGACGAAACGAAUGACCCGGGACGUGAAAACUGGCCAAAUUCGCUACGAGCUGCGAACGGCUGCGGACCCACUAACGGGCAGAGCAGUCGACGUCCCGAAUGUGAAGCAGGAGCUGGGUGUGCCAGCGGUUGGCCCUUCUGUUGGAGGAGCGUCGUCUUCAUCAUCGUCAUCUUCGGGUGCUGCAGCUGCACAACAACUGGCGGCCCCACCAAAUGGUGGCGGUGGUGCGUCCUCAUCAUCAUCUUCCGCUAACCCUUUCUUUUCUGGUGUCAGCGUCUCGGCCGACGAGUAUGCACAGAGAAUGCGGGCAGGUACCAGGAACAAAGCAGCAGGUGGAGCUGGUGGAGGCGGAGCUCGUGGUUUGCGUGCUGUGGACAAGAAGAAGGCUAAGCGAGAAGAACAAGGUCUUUUGAAUGACCUUUCAGCUGACAUCACCUUAGAGCAGGCUGGGAUUUCUAUAGAUGGCGCUGGAGUUGGAGACGCUGGUCUUGGAGGUGGCUCGCGUCGUUUGCCAACCGGUUCUGCCGCUUUGAACAUCGCAGAGCAGUUUUUGUUUCAAUCAGGGAAAAAGCGCAUCGCAGUGAUCACCGAGGCGGGCUCGACUGGCAUUUCGUUGCAUUGUGAGAGGCGAC